Messenger RNA from Gamsiella multidivaricata, 1889 nucleotides. Its product is annotated as hemolysin-III related-domain-containing protein. The transcript has 2 exons. Lineage: Eukaryota; Fungi; Mortierellomycota; Mortierellomycetes; Mortierellales; Mortierellaceae. The record is from RefSeq and is a predicted model, not a curated record. Gene Ontology annotation, molecular function: signaling receptor activity. Gene Ontology annotation, cellular component: membrane. The coding region runs from base 373 to 1803 and encodes 476 amino acids.
GCCUUUUUCUUUUUUCUUUUUUUUCUUUCUCUUCUCUCUUCCUUCUCGUCUUUCCUUUCUCGCCCUCUUUUCUUCCCUUCUCUUCUCCUCUCCUCUUCUCCUCUCUCCCUUCCUUCUCUCCCUUCCCUCUCUCCCCUCUCUUCUCCUUCCCUCUCUUCUCUUCCUCCGAUUCCUCCCAUCAGACUGUCCUGAUCCCACACACACACCCACCCAUUCAUAUUCUGCACCCGCUGUAUAUACCUCUUCCUCCUCUCCCAUACAGAUCACACCUUCCUCACCGAUCCUCUCCUCAUCACUCCCCCGCCUUUUCUUUUCUUUUCUUCUCAUCCUUUUCCUUCACUCCCCACUCCUCCCCACACAGCCCACUCUCCAAUGUCCGAUCUCAAAAAGAGAACCCGCUCAAACUCCAUCCGCAAGGGCGUCCAGGCUGUCCAGGCCGUGGCCGGAAAGGCCGCCGCCAUGCUCCCCGUCGACCUCGAGGGCAUCGACGCCGCCAUCCUCGACAAGCUCGACACCCUCCUCGUCAAAAUCGAAAACAAGCUGCGCUCCAUCGAGGCCCCCUCGCUCGAAAAAGUCGACGCCACCCUGCGCCAGCUCGAGGAGACCUAUGCCACCCUCGAAAUGCCCUCCAUCGACGACAAGGUCCGCACUACCCUCAGGAUCAUGGAGGACACCUACCAGCAUGCCCUCCAGGCCAAAUCAACCCUCAAGGACAAGCUCAGCACCGCCGUCAUGAUCCUCGAGGAAAAGUACGUCGAGCUCGAGCAGACCUCCUUUGAGCGCAUGGACGACGCCAUCGGCAUCUUUGAAAAAGUCGACAGUCGGGCCAUCAUCGACUACACCAUCGACACCAUCGGUGCUCAUCGCAGGGCCGCUCUCGAGGGCGCCAAGCGGCUGUUGCGGUUCGAGGAGCUUCCGGAACAGUGGCAGGAGAACAAAUACAUCCUUUCUGGAUACCGUUUCCUCUCCUCAAAGACACAGUGCUUCAAGUCCAUCUUUUACGUCCACAACGAAUCCGGCAACAUCUGGACCCAUCUGCUCGGAUUCUUUUACUUCUUGGCUGUCGGCAUCUACUUCUUCUCAGGAUCGAACCCAUACUUCUCCACCCCUACCUCGACCCCGGUCCGGAACCUGCCCUACAUGCCUGCAGAUGGAUACGACAAGCUAGUCUUCUUGGUCUUCUUCUUGGCAGUGUACAAGUGUCUGUUGAUGUCGUCGCUCUGGCACACCUUUGCCCAGAUCGCACAUGAGGGAACAAUGAAGUGCAUGGCCUGUCUGGACUAUGUCGGCAUCUCGGUCUUGAUUGCAGCAAGCGUCGUCGUCACAGAAUACUAUGGCUUUUACUGUGAAUCCGUCUUCCGCAACUCGUAUAUCUCUGCCACAGCCCUGUUUGGCGUUGCUGGAGUUGUCAUCCCUUGGCUGUCUUGGUUUGAUCAAAAAGAGACACGCUGGCUUCGUAUCACCUUUUUCAUCUCUAUGGCUGCCUCCGCAUUGCUCCCAGUGUUCCAUCUGAUGCUGAUCCAGGGUGCUGGUCCAACUCUGGAAUGGAUCUUCCCUCUGCUCAAAUCGAUGGGAUCGUAUCUCUUGGGUGUCUUCCUCUAUGCGAACCAAUACCCCGAGAAACUGUUCCCAGGACGCUUCGAUCACCUCGGAUCAUCCCAUCAGCUCUGGCACCUUUGUGUGCUCGGUGGUGUGUACUUCCACUUCACAGCCGCAUUGUCGUUCUGGGAACGGCGAUACGAGUUUGGAUGCCCCUCUGGAUUCGAGGGCAUUGCGCCAGUUGGCGGACUGAUCGCCAUCUAAGGAAAUCCUUCCUUUUGCAUUGCCCACCACUUGCAUUCUUUCAUUUCAAAACAAAUAAACACACAUACCUCAUUCUUUUGCAUAUU